Molecule: messenger RNA, 2150 nt
Organism: Toxotes jaculatrix (banded archerfish)
Lineage: Eukaryota; Metazoa; Chordata; Actinopteri; Toxotidae
Gene: shq1
Product: SHQ1, H/ACA ribonucleoprotein assembly factor
Exons: 12
Coding region: 97-1902 (601 amino acids)
Biological process (GO): box H/ACA snoRNP assembly
Cellular component (GO): nucleoplasm; cytoplasm
Source: RefSeq, a predicted model, not a curated record
CUACGGUAAAACAUGGACGCUACCUUUUAGAGCUGAUACUGUGGUGUGUUGGGAUAAGUCACUGUUUUUCUGGUCUGUACUAUAGCAAUAUUCAAAAUGAUAACUCCUGCCUUUGACCUGAGCCAAGAUCCAGACUACUUGAUCCUCAACAUCCGUGUGCCCUACACCAGAACGGCAGAGUUUGACCUUUAUAUUGAUGGAACAGAUUUCAAGUUCUAUGCCAAGCCCUACUUUCUCAGAUUAACUCUGCCGGGGAGAAUAGUGGAGGAUGGGAGAGAAAAGGCCAAAUUUGACAUUGAUAAAGGUCUUUUCACUCUUCGGGUCCCUAAGGAGACAGCUGGGCAGCACUUUGAAGGACUUCAGAUGCUGACAAGUCUCCUCGCUCCGAAAGGCUCCCGUUCAGCAAAACCAUUGAUUGAGGACUUAAGCUCAGGACCCAGUGACAGUGUAGGAGAUGAUGAGGAGGCAGAUGAAGAAGAAUUUGACUGGCAGGUUGAGCAGGACGUGUACAUGGAGAGCUCUGAGGAGGAGAUGAGAGCCCUGCAGAAAUAUGGCUUUGGCAAUCAGAGGUCUGGAGUGUUUGCCAGAUUACAGGAGGAACUCAGUGAUGUGAUUGAUAUCAAGAACCCAGAGGGAACAACAGCAGCAGAGAGGAGGCAGGCGAGGCUGGAGGCAGAGGCAUCUGCUUUUUCACCUGACCACUACCUGGCUGAUUUGUUUGAGGAUGAAGAAAUAAAGGGGCUGCUGAAGUUUAGACCAUGGUGGGAAAAGCUGCUUCCUUCCACUGAGCAGGAGGGAGAAGCUGCUGUGUCAUUCACCGACGAUGAGAAGGAGCAGCUGAGAAAAUUCACCAACCGCUCCUACCUGCUGGACAAGACGUCCCGUUACCAAGCGUGGCUCGGCCUCGUGGACGUCCUGCUGGCUUAUUCCUAUGAAGUGCGCUCUACAGAGGGAGAGCACAAUGUGGAGUCACCGUGGACAAUCAGGAAACUCAGCGGGACUCUCUGCUGGCUGGAGACGUACAGCUCCUUGCAAGACGUCCUGUUGUCGUUUGGACGGAGGGUUUUGUGCUACCCGCUCUACAGACACUUUGCAUUGGUCUCUGCGGCUGUUCGUGACACAACUAAGAUUUUGCAAUCAGGGAAAGCCUGUGUCCUUAAAUGCCUGCUGGAUAUUCACAAAGUCUUCAGAGAGAACGACCCGGCCUACAUACUGAACGAUCUGUACAUCACAGACUACUGCAUCUGGAUCCAGAGGGUCAAGUCCAACAAGGUGACAGCCUUUGCCGCAACGUUACAAAAAGCCUCUCUGAGCAAAAAAGACUUGGAUCUGGAGCUGGAGGAGCUGGAGGAGGCAGCAACAAUGGUGGCGGAGGAAGAAGAAGAUGACGAAGAGCAGGGAGCUUCCAAGAGCGCUCCGAUAUCCCGCGGUGACAGCAGCGGCGCUUCCAGUGACAGCAGCAGCAGCAGCAGCGGCUCGUCUGAUGAGAGCGAGGAAUCUGAGGCUGAAGGGCAAGGCUGCACCAAAUCCAACGAGGGAGGAGGAGGAGAGUCGUCUAAGGACAACCCUCUCCAGCCCCAACCCACCUCCGCUUCCUCUCCCAUCCCCCAGGAGCCAGCGAGCACUCUCUUCUCAGCGGAGGAGAAAGUGGACGCCCUCCCCUCAGCUUCAGAAGGCACCAGACGGCUGAUCCAGGAGCUGGGGGAGCGGGUGGCGGAGGAACUGAGAGUCUCUCAAGACUCCAGCUACAAAGCAGAGAGGAACCGUUCACAGCUGAGCAGCACUGAAGCAACAUCUGGGAGGAGCAGCAGUGGGACUUUGUUAGAGCCGAGUCCUCGCAGAAACCCUCUGCUCAUCAUCCAAACACAGGACGAUGCUGCUGAGAGUGACUUCAUCAGCUGAUGGAAAGUGAUGUGGAACUUGAUAACCACAUGAUGAACUGAAACGAACUGUUAAAUCCAUGUAAGUGAUGGAAGAACGUGUCGGAUUUUUUGUCUUUCAAUUUCUUUCUUUCUGUUUUUGUGAUUCUUUAAUACUUCUGCUUUGUGUUGUGAUACAAGGAUCAGAUUUUGUUGUUUGACUCUCUUCUAAUGGACUUUAUUUUCAUCUUGAAAUAUAUUUUCUUAAUUAAAAUUCUUAUUUUAUAUUUA